Anneissia japonica is the source of this 3794-nucleotide messenger RNA. RefSeq names its product NGFI-A-binding protein 1-like. The record is from RefSeq and is a predicted model, not a curated record. Lineage: Eukaryota; Metazoa; Echinodermata; Crinoidea; Comatulida; Comatulidae. Gene Ontology annotation, cellular component: nucleus. The transcript has 7 exons. Gene Ontology annotation, biological process: negative regulation of DNA-templated transcription. Bases 408 to 2171 code for a protein of 587 amino acids. Gene Ontology annotation, molecular function: transcription factor binding; transcription coregulator activity.
UGUUACUAGCCAAUCACGGGGGAGAGGUGACGCUCACGCAUAACCAACACUCCGCAACGUCACAUAAAUAUCCCCACCCUUUUUCUAUUAUCAACGCGUGGGGGAAGGGGAUUAGAAUAUUAUACCCGUAUGCCGUCCUAUGGUCACCUCCUGUGUAAUCGUAAAAUUUCGAAUCUAUUAGAAGACAAUACAUAUCACCUUCAGGAUUUUCUGACGUGUGUUGUUGAGGAGGCAAUUGAAUCCUCGUGAGGCAGGAAGUGGGACCGACAACAAACCAUACACGACGGACCGACGGGAUCAAGUAAGCAUUUUCAGAGUGGCCAAAUUUCGAUCCAACACCCUUUGAAUGGUUCAUCAUUUCAUAAAAUCAUCUUGUGACUUUUGUUGUUGAAGGGCAGUGAAGAAAAAUGUCUACGCAAACAACACCGAUAAAUUCUAGCGAACUGCAAUUAUACAGAGUUCUAGAACGAGCCAACCUGCUCACUUACUAUGACAAUUUUAUCCAGCAGGGUGGAGAUGAUGUACAGCAGUUAUGUGAAGCUGGAGAAGAAGAAUUCUUAGAGAUAAUGGCAUUAGUUGGCAUGGCAACUAAGCCACUGCAUGUUCGUAGGCUUCAGAAAGCCCUACAGGACUGGGUUACAAAUCCAGGUGCUUUUGAACAACCCUUGACAACACCACCGCGUAGUAUAGCCCCGCCUGUAUCAGAACUCCGUCUACAACCGCAACAAGGUAAUGUCCCAGUGUCCACACCCAGUGUCAACGUUAAGUGGAGCGCACAAACCAACAUGCCAAUUUAUUCACAUGCAACAACAUCAUCCUCGCAGCUUUCAGUUUCUCGAUCAGGUGGUAUUUCAUCAGACCGUGCACCUUCUCCAGCUGGGAGCGUAGGUAAUCCUGGAAACCUGGUUGGCUCUCAGUACCAAGUUCUUCCUGGUGCCGAACUUGAUAACGCAAGUAUCAAUAAUAUACGAACAGCUGCAAUUGCGUUAAUGGAAACGAUACCAAAACCAGAUAUGCCACCACAACUGAAUAAGAAAACAAUGAGAGAGCUGGCAUACAUCUUUGACAUGGCGGUGGAGGAUCCAAGACGAAUUGAAGAAAUCAGAAAGUGGUCUGCUAUCUACGGACGUUUUGAUUCUAAACGGAGGGCAGAGAAGGCUCUUAGUUUACAUGAGACAACAGUUAAUGAAGCAGCAGCCCAAAUAUGUGCAGUAGACCCCUACUUGCUAGCCCAGAGGGACAAGCUGUUUCCCCUUGCCCGUCAGGUGGUCCGAGAUAGUGGUUACAAAUUCAAACAUGGACAUUCCAGAGCUUCCAGUUUCAAAGGAGAUUUAAUAGAAAAUGUAGUAGCAAAGCGCCCUCGUAUGGAUACUGUAUACAGAGAUGUAGACAACAGCCCAAAUCCAAGGACAGUUCAAGCUGAACUCAUGAAGUUAAGAAGAGAGGUGGAAAGAAUGAAUGAGAUCUCUUCCCAGUUAAGUCAGAUAAAACAAACACAGAACAACAUCAAAGCUGAGAUACAGCAUGCUAAGGAUAGUGAGAAUCUACAAGCUGUUUAUGAUCUCCAGAUAGAGCUGGAAAAACUGACCACCCAGCAGCUAAUGCUGAUGACAGAGCAGACAGAUUUGAUCAAAAAACAACGUAGAUCAGAUAGGUAUUACGAUGCCAAAGCAAGAGCUUUUGGUGAAUUUGAUGAUGUAUUGGGUGAUGGAAAUUCAAGUGUGAAGUCUCCAAGUCAUGAAGGUGAUAAUGAUAGCGGCAACAGGAGUGCUAAUUCGUCACCAAUGCCUGAAGACCACGGCGGCGACAACUCCACGUCCGUAAACCCAUCAGUGUACGUGUCACAGAUGCCAAAAGUGAAGCAAGGUCAGACACAGAAGUUAAUGAUGAGACACACGUUGCUGGGGGAGGGACUCCGGAUAGCUCAACAGCAUGCCUAUCCUGAAUUGUCAGACCAGAAUGAGGUCGAGAACCACACCAAUGGCAACGGCAACAAAUCAGAUGAAGAGAUGGUUGGUGUUAAACAAGUGGAAGAUGAAAAAUUGGAUGACAACACCAAACAGAAUAAACCGUUUUUAAAUAAUGAUGCAUCAGUAGAAGAGGCUUCUGAGACGGCUAUCAACGAAAUCAUCAAUCUGACAAAGAAGGAGCCCUUAAGUGCUGGGGAAUGACCGCUUUCUGUUGCCAGACCAAAUGUUAGCUUAUAGACUCAAAUAUUAUUGCACAGAUUAUGAUGAUAAUUUCAUAACUAUUUUGACUUAUGCUGUCCAGAAGAAGAUUCAGGCAUGAUAUAUCUAUACUCAUUGUUUCUAUAUAUAAUAAUCUAAUCACUAAUAUAAUAUAUUUUGUUAAACAUGGUUUGUCAGUUUGUAACUAUGAAGCAUAUUGAAUCUAAUAAUAAAUUCAUAGCUUCCCAAUAAUUUUUUACAGGUACUGUUAUUUUUAAGACCUAAAUUUAGCAGGAAAUGGAACCAUAACCAUUUUAACAUACUGUUGCUGAAGUUUACAGCUUGCAUUUAAGCCAGCAGUUUGGAAUUUUGUAUGAGCCCAAAUGUACAGGGAUGAUUUUUUUAAUCUUGUAGAAUUUAUUUAAAUCUUUUGAUUAACUCCCUAAUAUGGCAAUCAUACUCCUAUAUAUGGCAAUCAAACUCCCUUAUAUGGUAUUCAUAUUAUGUUUUAAAAUGUACCUACAGCUGCUUAUAAAAUGUGGGCACAAUAAUUAUCACUGAUUUAAUGAUUAAUUCAAAGCUGGCAAAGUAAGAAUAAAUAUUCAAAGAAAUGAAAUGAGGUUUGUUAAAUAAUAUAGAAUAAAUUGUGACGGGCCUUAUGCGGCUGUGCUUAAAUUGCUGGCCUCCUAAUUCACACGUUCCUAACUCAAUCACUGUAAAUGUUAUAAUAUUUGAAUAGCUAAUUUCAGCUUUUUUGUGUAUCAACUUACUGUUUGAAUACACAAAUACAAAUGAAUAUAAUACAUAAAUAAAAGUAACAGUGUAAGAGAACAUUAUAAUUAGCUUGCAUCUGGAACAGAAUUCACUUCAUUUUAUAGGAAUUGUAAACAAAGCAUCUUAAUAAUAAUAAUAUUAGUAAUAACAGUGGGCACUUAUGUAUGAUGACAUUAAAGAAAAACAUCUACAGCAUACAGUCUUUGAUGUAUACUACUACUAUAGAAAGGGAGAAUGAUAUCCCGUUGAAAAUGCUAUCGACCGCCUGAUUAUUUUAUAUUUAUAAAUACUCAAAAUAUUAUAGAUAUUCGUAAGAUACUCAUUAAAAAUAUCUGUUAUUGUUUUUUUCAUUCCAUUGUUAGAUGAGCAAGCGGUGCAGUAGUCUAUAUAUGGAAAAGUAUAUGGAUUGUUUUCCAUUAAGUAAAUUCCUCAUUUAUAUUAGUCAUUUUUAGAUAUCUUUAUAGUUGAAAAUGUAUCUAUAUGAAAAAAAAACCAAAUGUUUAUUGCUGUAAUUACAUAAAGUGCAUAGAUUUUGUGAAAAUUAUUGUACAUCAAUUAUGUGAAGAUUAAUUAAUGUAGGGCUACACUUUUAAAUAUAUCUCUAUUUUUUAAUGGUAUUCCUUAGUGCUGAAAAUCCUGUUGAAAUUAUGUACAUUUGUAUCCUUAUUUUAUUUUUCUUAGUUUAGAAUAAUUGUGUGAAAUUAAUCCCUUUUGUGUUGUCUGUUUUCCAUUGUAUUUAGGCAUGGAGUAAUACUUAUUGUAAUUAAUACACAAUAAUUGGGUAGUCUGUGGUAGAACAUGAAAAUAAUAUGCCUCAUUUCCAUUAAAAUAAACUCAUUUUUAUCUACAAAA